Nanorana parkeri is the source of this 861-nucleotide messenger RNA. Its product is annotated as taste receptor type 2 member 9-like. The transcript has a single exon. Bases 1 to 861 code for a protein of 286 amino acids. The record is from RefSeq and is a predicted model, not a curated record. NCBI's taxonomy places the organism in Eukaryota, Metazoa, Chordata, Amphibia, Anura, Dicroglossidae. Gene Ontology annotation, molecular function: bitter taste receptor activity; G protein-coupled receptor activity. Gene Ontology annotation, cellular component: membrane. Gene Ontology annotation, biological process: sensory perception of taste; G protein-coupled receptor signaling pathway; detection of chemical stimulus involved in sensory perception of bitter taste.
AUGCCGUCCCAUGCAACGGAUUUCUCACUCAGUGUAAUCUUUGGAGCACUUUUGUUUGCUGAGUGUCUUGUAGGGAUCGCAAUAAACACCUUUAUUGUGGCUGUUGAGUUCAUGAAAUGGAAGGCGCUGAGGUCUCUGGAUACCUGCAACAAGAUUCUCAUGUCUUUGGGUAUAGCCAGAUGCUGCUUGUUGUACAACACCAUUCUCUAUUAUUCCAUCUACUUAUUUUAUCCUUGGCUGUUAUCAAACAUCAUUACAAGCUCAGUCUUUCUGGUGCAGACCGUUUUCCUGUACAACAUUAACCUUUGGAUCACCGGUGUCUUGAGUGUAUUUUAUUGCGUGAAGAUCACAAGCUACAACCAUAAAGUCUUCAUAUUUAUGAAGACCAGGAUCUCCAGGCUAGUCCCUCUGUUCCUUGUGGCUUCUCUUCUCCUUUCUAUCGCCUUAAGCCUUCCGUUUGGUUGGUAUGCUUUGUUCAUGGACACAGAAAAUUUGUCUAACAGCUCAUCCAGUGCUAUGGACAUCCGUGAAGAUUUUCAGUUCCAGAAUUUGAUGUUCUUCCUGGGUUCCUUUACACCUUUCCUCAUAUUGUGUGGUGCCGUCUAUCUGUUGAUUCGAUCUCUUCGGAGGCACACCAGACACAUGAAAAGGAAUGGGACAAGUUUCCAAAAUCUGAACUUAGAGGCUCACUUCACUGCCGUGAAAAGCAUGGCUCUUCUUUUGUUUUUCCACGUGAUGUAUUACAUAAGUCCCAUGGUUGGAGUUGAUCACAGUGAUAAAUUGUGUUUCUCCAAUCUUACAUUCUGCAUACGUGAUUUCCAGCAACACCAAACUAAAGCAAGCAUUUGUAGAGAACUGUGA